CAAAGCCCACACCAGGAAAAAUAAAGCAUAAAUAAACAUCCACAAUUGUCAAACCCAACGCUCCAAGAGGAGACCCAAGAAAACAGUUACCAAAGCCAAAAACCAAAGCCGAUAACCGCCAACAAUGAGACUCCUCAUCCUCGCCGCUGCCGCCGUCCUUCUCCUCCUCAAAGUCUUGACCGCUGGGGCCGCCCGCAGGGAGGCGCUGCUCGGCGGCUGGAACCCAAUAAAGGACCUAAGCAACCCGUUCGUGGGGGAGAUCGUUGGGUUUGCCAUCAAGACGCACAAUGACGAGGCCAAGACGGGGCUGGUGCUGGAGAAGGUGGUGAGGGGUGAGACGCAGGUCGUGUCGGGGACGAACUACAGGCUCGUCAUCCAGGUCAAGGACGGGGCCGAGACCAAGAACUUCGAGGCCGUCGUUUUUGACGCAGGUCGUGUCGGGGACAAGUCUUGGGAGCACGUCAGGCGUCUCAGGUCGUUCAAGCCCGUUUUGGGCAAUGCGUGA
Messenger RNA from Syzygium oleosum, 505 nucleotides. Its product is annotated as cysteine proteinase inhibitor 1-like. Lineage: Eukaryota; Viridiplantae; Streptophyta; Magnoliopsida; Myrtales; Myrtaceae. Gene Ontology annotation, molecular function: cysteine-type endopeptidase inhibitor activity. The record is from RefSeq and is a predicted model, not a curated record. The transcript has a single exon. The coding region runs from base 125 to 505 and encodes 126 amino acids.